CUUGGUUCCACCUAUUGAUGUGCAGAGAGAGGCUUUUUUUGUUUGAGUAUAUAUUAAUAUUUUAGGUUGAAAAAUGGGUUCGGUUCAUGAUCCGGAGGCCGGCGACGGUUACCGCAGCGGCGGCGCUGCCACCGCCGACGUGGAGGAGUUCGUGUCAGUAGAAAACCCAGACUCCAAACUCUCCAAGUUUGGAUCUAUCUUCCAAAACCUUUACCCUCCUGGGUUUUCCCGAAAGCUGGUGGCGGAAGUGAUAGCGACAUAUUUGCUGGUGUUUGUGACGUGCGGGGCGGGGGCAUUGAGCGCGAGCGACGAGCGGAGAGUGUCGCAGCUCGGAGCCUCAGUCGCGGGCGGGCUGAUCGUCACCGUGAUGAUCUACGCUGUCGGCCACAUAUCGGGCGCCCACAUGAACCCGGCUGUCACCUUAGCUUUCGCUGCAACUCGACACUUUCCAUGGAAACAGGUUCCAGCGUAUGCAGCAGCGCAGCUGAGUGGAGCAACAUCUGCGGCCUUUACGCUGCGAAUAUUGCUGCAUCCAAUCAAACACGUGGGCACAACGUCGCCAUCCGGAUCGGAUUUUCAGGCAUUGGUCAUGGAGAUAGUUGUUACAUUCUCCAUGAUGUUCGUUACUUCAGCUGUCGCAACCGACACCAAAGCUGUGGGAGAGCUAGCAGGUAUGGCAGUUGGCUCAGCUGUGUGUAUUACAUCCAUCUUAGCUGGACCUGUAUCAGGUGGGUCGAUGAACCCUGUGAGGACUUUAGGACCUGCAAUGGCAAGUGAAUAUUAUAAAGGACUUUGGGUGUACUUUGUCGGGCCGGUUACAGGAACCCUUUUGGGGGCAUGGUCAUAUAAGUUCAUACGUGUCAGUGACAAACCUGUGCAUCUAAUUUCUCCUCAUUCAUUUUCACUCAAACUUCGAAGAAUGUCGAGAUCGGACACUGCUGAAAGUGAAAAUUGAGCAUUAGCUCAACAUUCUCUUCUACCAUCUUCAAAAUGUUUGGUGUGUCGGAAAACAUAUGUGAAAUAGUUUGAGUGUUUCAUGAGCUUCGUGAUGUACCAUGCUCUAAGCUUACUUUCUUAGAGUUUAGCAAUGUAUAAGAAGCAGCCUUUGUAAUUUGCUUAGCAUCUUCAUUGGUAUAUUUUCUAAAUUUUGUAA
Molecule: messenger RNA, 1153 nt
Organism: Momordica charantia (bitter melon)
Lineage: Eukaryota; Viridiplantae; Streptophyta; Magnoliopsida; Cucurbitales; Cucurbitaceae
Product: aquaporin NIP2-1
Biological process (GO): transmembrane transport
Cellular component (GO): membrane
Molecular function (GO): channel activity
Source: RefSeq, a predicted model, not a curated record